Gryllus bimaculatus (two-spotted cricket) is the source of this 543-nucleotide messenger RNA. NCBI's taxonomy places the organism in Eukaryota, Metazoa, Arthropoda, Insecta, Orthoptera, Gryllidae. The record is from the annotation of a GenBank genome assembly.
AUGGCACUGCGGGCGGCCGCCAAGAAAGGACACGGAGACUGCAUCGUUGCGCUGUUGGACGCUGGAGUCGACGUCAAUGCGCGAGACAUUAAAACGAAGCACACGGCCCUCUAUCUUGCAGCUACGAAUGGUCACGCCGAAUGCAUGAAGGAAUUGCUCGAGAGGAAGGCGACAAAGGAACAAUUAACGGGGAAAAUACUGGUGAACGCGGCGCGAGAGGGACGUCUUGAUGUGCUGAAGGUUCUGCUUGGAGCUCUCGUGGAGGCGAAGGCAUCGUUUAAGAAAGCGCUGCGCGCGGCCGCAGAGGAAGGACACAAAGACUGCAUCGUUGCACUCUUGGACGGAGAAGUCGACAUCAACGCGAAAAACAACCAACACUGGACGGCGCUGCAUUACGCAGCUGCGAAUGGGCACGAUGAAUGCGUAAAGGAAUUGUUGAAGAAAGGAGCGAAGAAGGAACUAAAGAAUAAGAAAGGGCGCACAGCACUUGACCUUGCUAAAGUAAAUAAUAGAUCAGCAUGUAUUGAAAUUCUUCAAGACUAA